CUGGUUUCACUGAUCUUGUGUUUCAUCUGCCUGUCUCUACUGAGCCUUAAAUAUGUUCUUUCUUUUUUUGUUUGGGACCUUAGUACUGAAAGAGACCUGGGCUGGCUCUCACUCCAAGAGCUAUUUCGUCACUAUCAUGUCCAGUCCGGAGCUCCAGGAGCCGCGGAAGGUGGUUGUGGGCUACGUGGAUGCUCAACAGAUAGAGUACUUCGACAGCCACAGCGCUAAUCAGAGGGUGGAACCUCGGGCGCAGUGGAUGCACAAGAUGGGCCAGGACUACUGGCAGGGGCAGACGCGGAUCGCCAGGGCAGAAACACAGAAUUAUCGAGUGGGCCUAGAGACCCUACGCAACUACUAUAACCAGAGCAAAGGUGGCGUUCACGUCUUCCAGACCUUGAUAGGCUGCGAGAUUUCCUCGGACGGCAGCUUCAAGCGAGGAAUUCUACAACACGCCUAUGAUGGGCUCGACUACAUCUCGCUGGAUAUGGAGACCUACACGUGGACUGCUGCGGUGCCAGUGGCUCUGAUCACUAAGCGCAAGUGGGAGUCCGACGGGAAGUUCCUGAAGAGAGGGAAGGCCUAUCUGGAGGAGGAGUGCGUACAAUGGCUGCAUAAGCACCUGGAGGAUGGGAAGGAUUCUCUGCUGAGGACAGACCCUCCUGCUGCCCAAGUGACCCAUCACGCUGGCUCCAAAGGGGAGGUGAUCUUGCAGUGCCGGGCCCAGGGCUUUUACCCCUCAGAGAUCUCCCUGGCUUGGCUGAGGGAUGGGGAGGAACAACUCCAGGACACGGAGUUCAUCGAGACUAGGCCUGCAGGAGAUGGGACCUUCCAGAAGUGGGCAGCUGUGUCUUUGACUUCAGGUCAGGAAGAGGAAUAUAUCUGCCAGAUUCAGCAUGAGGGACUGCCUGAGCCCCUCACCCUGAAAUGGGAGCCACAGACCUCAUCCAUUUGGAUCUGUGGGGGCAUCAUUGCUAUUGCCCUCCUCAUUGCAGUUGUUGCUGGAGUGGUGAUUUGGAGGAAACAAAAUUCAGAUGGAAAAGAAGGAAACUAUAUUCAGACUGCAGACAAUGACAGUACACAGGGAUCUGAUGUCUCUUUCAUGUAAAAAGGAAGAUUCUGAAGAUCAGGUGGCAAGAUAAGGUACCAGACACUGAGGUCCUUUCUGGAGCUGAACUGUCUAGCAUUCAUACUCUUCUGUAGAGAGUGUCAAACAUAGGUUUUCCAACUUUUAUGGUGAACUCACACUGGUAAGGUUUGAAGAAGCAAUUCAAUGACACUGUCAAUGUCUCUCUGAGGAGCUUUGGUAUUAUUUGGGAGAUAUGAGAGACACUGGCACAAAUUUAGAGACAUCUCCACUCCAGAUGUUCUUACAGGUGAUUUGUGUCCCACCUGUGGUAGAACCUUUGGAGCUUGAAUUUGUCUGAUCAUCCAGUAAGACUAUAUAUAUAUAUAUCAGACCCAAAUAGUGAUGCCAUUUUGGUCCUCUUCAAGUAGAAGGACAACAACUAUCCCAGUCCCUAUGGUUCUACUUGCUUUCCUCUGCAUUAGUUCACAUCUUUACAUGUUUCUAUAAAUUCUUCAUAUUCAACAUCUGUAAUAUUUUAUUCAUAUUGCAAAUUUUUAACCAUUUCCCAAUUGAUGGGUCCCUAUUUUGUUACCAGUUUUUUAAACUUCUAUAAAAAGUGGUGCUAUGGCAUUUUAUUAUAUUUGGGAAUUUUCUGUAUUGGUAUUUUGGAAGUAUUCACAGUAGUAGGAUUAUUGGAUCAAAGGAUAUAAGAUGUUUAGUUGCUUUUAUCACUUAGUUCCAAGUCAAUUUAUAGAUCAAUUUGUUCAAUAAGCAACUCCACCAAUAUCAUAUUAAUGUACUUGAAUUUCCAUACUCAUCAAUUCCAAUAUUGACUAUUUUUUGUAAUGUUUUACAGUAAUAUUUGCAUGAUAUCAGUUGUUUCAAUGUACAUUUCUCUUCAUGUGGCUAUUGAUAGCUUUAAUUUCAUUUUGAAAACUGUUACAUAUUUUGAUCAUAUAACUAUUUGAGAAUAGCUCUUAGUCUUGGGCACAUAUAUAUAUCAAAAUAUAUAUGUAUGUAUCUUGGGCAGAUAUAUCUAUCAAAAGUAUUUGACAUAAAUUUUUUCCCAUACAAUAGUUUUUAUUUCUUAUUUUAGUGAAGCUAAUUUUAUUCAGGCAAAAGCUUAAAAUUUUACACAAUUAAAAUGUUCUUUAUCUUUUAGGAUAAAUCCUAUUCCUUCAUUUAGUUUUGAAGCCUCCUCUGUACCCACAGUUGUGAAAGAUAUCUCCUAUUUGUCUUAUUUUUUGUUCUGAUUUACUCUUUGUUUAUCUAUUUGGAACUUAUUAUAUUUUUUU
Monodelphis domestica (gray short-tailed opossum) is the source of this 2361-nucleotide messenger RNA. It is a transcript of the gene MODO-UI, whose product is annotated as MHC class I antigen. Gene Ontology annotation, biological process: positive regulation of T cell mediated cytotoxicity; immune response; antigen processing and presentation of endogenous peptide antigen via MHC class I via ER pathway, TAP-independent. Gene Ontology annotation, cellular component: external side of plasma membrane. Gene Ontology annotation, molecular function: peptide antigen binding; signaling receptor binding. Lineage: Eukaryota; Metazoa; Chordata; Mammalia; Didelphimorphia; Didelphidae. The record is from RefSeq and is a predicted model, not a curated record.